This is a messenger RNA of Linum tenue, 1863 nucleotides long. The record is from the annotation of a GenBank genome assembly. Lineage: Eukaryota; Viridiplantae; Streptophyta; Magnoliopsida; Malpighiales; Linaceae.
UUUUGUUUUUUGCUCCUUCAUUUCCCCCUGGGGGUUCUUACUUUCUCCCUUCUCUUCUUUCUUCUUUGUCGCUACCAAAUGUUAUGUGAAGGAGCUGCUGGUGCUGGGUAGAGCAUGAGCUGAAGCCCUAGGGUUUCUUUUCCUUCUUCCCUUCUCCCGACAAGCAAUCCAAUCAGUCCAAUCAAUUAGAUCCUCCAGUUACAUAUCUUACUCUAGCAUAGAUUUCUUACCCCCUUCCAUCAUUCCUUCCAUGGCUAAAACCAGGCCAGGCCUCGCCUCCAGCAACACCAAGCCCAAAGCUACUGCUAGUGCUGCUGGGGGCAAGAAGGAGCUCGACUCCUACACCAUUCGCGGCACAACCAAAGUCGUCAAAGUUGGCGAAUGCGUGCUGAUGAGACCUUCCGACACUGGGAAGCCCCCUUACGUUGCCAGAAUCGAGGGCAUCGAUUCAGACUCCAGAAACAAUGUCAAGGUCCGGGUCAGGUGGUACUACCGGCCCGAGGAGUCUCUCGGUGGCCGACGCCAGUUCCAUGGCGCCAAAGAGCUCUUUCUUUCCGACCACCACGACGUCCAGAGCGCCCACACAAUCGAGGGGAAAUGUACUGUUCAUUCUUUUAAGAACUAUACCAAACUCGAGAAUGUUGGCGCCGAGGACUACUUCUGUAGGUUCGAGUAUAAGGCUGCUACCGGAGGAUUCACUCCGGACCGUGUUGCUGUGUAUUGCAAAUGCGAGAUGCCAUAUAACCCGGAUGACCUUAUGGUCCAAUGCGAGGAGUGCAAGGACUGGUAAAUUUACUUCUUUUGUGUAGUUUUGCAUAUUCAAUUGCUUCCGAUAGUUGAAUGAUCACGACACCAGCAUUUCUCAGCCAGCCAGUCUGUUUGGUACUGGCGGGUGAUGGCCGAUCAGUUCUGUUUCAAAUUAUGUGGAGAAAACAAAUGAAGAUGAUUCAAAAGUCUCGGUUUUUACUUGAGAAUUCAGUAUAAUGGGUGUCAUCUUGGUGGUCUCUUGGGUCUUCAUCCUCUCUUAGUCCCUCUUCUUCAGAACCAGGAUUUCAUUCUCUGGUAUCAUCCGGCAUGUGUGGGAAUGACUAUUGAAGAAGCUAAGAAACUGGAUCACUUUGUUUGCUCUGAAUGUUCUCCGGAUGACGAUGUCAAAAGACCACAGAAUGGGUUUUCAACAUCACCAACAGCUGAUGUCAAGUGUGUCACUCUUGGCGUUCGCAGUGCGUGCUAGUUUGUGGCUGCACGUUGACGUACAUCUUUCAGUUCUUGAUUGAGGUGGAGACUAAGCGGCGAAAGAGAUGAAAAUGACGAGCGUGUGCUUUAGCUUUGAUAGAAGAAAGAAGACGGUUGUUUUAUGUGACUUGGAGGAGCAGCACAGAGAAAACUUCGCUGUGCUUUGCUCGAUUAUGCUAGCUGACUGGUUUCUUGUUUGUAAUAUAUUAACCCUGUCUGUCUGUAUGUGGAACUAACUAGAGCUUCAGACAUACAGUUCUCUUCUUCUAAAUUUAUCUUCCUUUGGCCCUUUACAAUCUCCAUCCCAACUGUUAAUCAAAUCUGUCGAGGGAACAGUUCUCUUGCCCACUGUGACUGUCUUCUUUGGAAACACCAAAUGCACAUCUGUAAGGGACCUGUCUAAUUUGGGUUCGGAAUGGAAGCUACCAAGUUCCAGUGAUGUGCCUAGGAUGCUCAUCCUCAAUGAGAAUAAAUUUGCAAGGGUUGCUAUAAAAUUCAAAGAAAUUGGGAAUUUUAAAGUUUUUGGUUGGUUAGAUGGAGGAAGAACCUUCACAAUAGUAGGUGAUAAGGUUCGGGGUUAGGUGUAACGAUCAAUGAUAGUGAUGGUAAUUUGAACCCGCUUUAUUG